Molecule: messenger RNA, 612 nt
Organism: Camellia sinensis
Lineage: Eukaryota; Viridiplantae; Streptophyta; Magnoliopsida; Ericales; Theaceae
Source: RefSeq, a predicted model, not a curated record
AUGGCCCUCGGAAAGGAGGUCUUCCAAGUGCUUAGCCAUUCUAGUGAAGAUUUAAGGUUUUCAUGGGUGAAUCUCUCCAGGAAUCUAAUGUUAGCAUACCAGAGCUUUGGUGUUGUAUAUGGUGACUUGAGCACUUCACCUCUUUAUGUUUAUAAAAGCACAUUCGUAGGGAAGUUGCAGAAAUAUCAGAAUGAUGAUGCAAUAUUUGGUGUAUUAUUGUUGAUAUGUUGGACCGUAAUGUUAAUUCCUUUGCUCAAAUAUGUGUUCAUCGUUUUGACUGCCGAUGAUAAUGGCGAAGGUGGUACAUUUGCUCUUUACUCGCUGCUUUGUAGGCAUGCAAAGCUUAGUUUACUUCCCAAUCAACAAGCAGCUGAUGAGGAGUUGUCUGCUUGUAGAUAUGGUCCCUCAAGACAGGGUUCAUUAUCUUUACCACUGAAGAGAUUUCUUGAAAAGCAUAAAAAAUUGCGGACAACCCUACUUAUUGUGGUGUUAUUGGGGGCUUGCAUGGUCAUAGGUGAUGAUGUGAUUACUCCCGCAAUUUCAGGUAACUUAAUGCUAAGUUAUCCAUGUUAUCAAGAAGAAUUGACUAGAAGUUUGUUAGAGCAUCCCUAA